This is a messenger RNA of Zygotorulaspora mrakii, 1524 nucleotides long. RefSeq names its product Ert1p (gene ERT1). Gene Ontology annotation, molecular function: DNA-binding transcription factor activity, RNA polymerase II-specific; zinc ion binding; RNA polymerase II transcription regulatory region sequence-specific DNA binding. The record is from RefSeq and is a predicted model, not a curated record. Bases 1 to 1524 code for a protein of 507 amino acids. Gene Ontology annotation, biological process: cellular response to starvation; regulation of DNA-templated transcription. Gene Ontology annotation, cellular component: nucleus. The transcript has a single exon. NCBI's taxonomy places the organism in Eukaryota, Fungi, Ascomycota, Saccharomycetes, Saccharomycetales, Saccharomycetaceae.
AUGACUGAGACUAAUACAAAAGAAUGCAGUAAGUCUAACGGUCCAGAACAGAAGGCGACAACAAAACAGAUGAAGAAGAGAAGAAAUACGCAUAUUGCAUGCGUUAACUGUGCGAAAUGGCACUUAUCAUGUGAAGCAAAUAGGCCAUGCUUUAGAUGUAUCAGUAAGGGGAUAGAGCACACAUGUGUGGAUGCGCCGAGAAAGAAGAGCAAAUAUUUGGCAGGUGUGCCCGAUGAUUCGUUAUCGAUACGAAGAAGAGGCUCGCCCUCAAAUAAUUUUAUGCAAAGUAGCGAUACUAGCAAUGGUAGUAGUAGUAACGGUAACAAUGAUAUCAGUGAUAGCCAGGAACAGCAAAAUUUCCGAAAUCCGCAACAUAUUGUCCACCGGUCGAAAUUUCUUUCAAAUGCGGCUGAUUCCGAGUAUUCGAUUUUAUCCAGAAUUAUCAACGAAGAUACUUUAAUAAACAAAAUACCUGUCGAUCUACUCUAUUCAAGCAAACAGCUUAAUUCAAAUAAUGAUACUGUACCGAGAGUCGCGGAUUCAUCCAAUGUAAAUUUGCCGCCGCAUUACUAUCCCUCGUCAGGUCAAAAUGUUUAUUCAGUAUUAUUAGGAGAUAAUUCUCUAAAUGUUGUAUCAUCAAAGAUAGACCUUUUUGAGAAUCAUUUCCCUCUAAUACCGGUCGAUAUAGCGAGUAGAUCGCUAAACUUUAAGCGACUGUUACCACACGACAGGAGUCCCAAAUCGGGAGAUAUUUGCCAGAAUCCACAUAUCAACCAAUACUAUCUAAACGUUGAAUCAUUAUCGUUCCCGGAAAUAAUGGGAAUUUUCAAACAAAACCAGCACACAAAUACGGGAGUUUCCGUGUCGUUUGCACUGGAGUGUUGUGCACCCGAUGCAAUGCGAAUGUAUAGCAAUCCAGAAUGGGAGCACUCUCUGCGAUACGCAACGCCGAUGGAGAUUUAUACACUAAUAAAUAAACCUUUUUCGCAUACUCCCGGAUUUCAUCAUCUUUUUACAUACUUGAGGAAAAGGUUCAACCAGCAGGCACUAGUGGAAAUAUGUCAAUCGUUGGCUGAGUUUCGGCCAAUCUUUAUUGCAUGUUCAGUUACUUUAACAGAAGAAGACAUGAUUUUUAUGGAGCAAUGCUACCAAAGAACAUUAUUGGAGUACGUAAAAUUUAUUGUGCAAAUCGGUACUCCAACAUGUGUUUGGAGGCGUAACGGACAGAUUUCAUACGUAAAUGAAGAAUUUGAGAUUUUAAGCGGAUGGAACCGGGAAGAGCUGUUGAACAAAAUGACUUUCAUCGUCGAAAUUAUGGAUGAUGAAAGUGUACGAGAUUAUUUCAAAACAUUCUCCAAGGUGGCCUACAAAGACUUCAAAGGUUCUGAACAAAUGCAGGUUUGCAAUUUACUCAGUCCCAUAAAGGGUGAAAUAAUCAAAUGCUGUUGUAUGUGGACUCUGAAACGAGACGUUUCUGGUCUGCCAUUAAUGAUAUUGGGUAACUUCAUGCCCAUACUAACUUAG